GCUGUCAGUCAAGCAGGAAACCUCCCCUCGGCAAGGUGGUGGUCAGAGCUGCACUGGUGCAUCGUGGAUAUUCCUUGUUGAGACAUGUGCUAUCACAAACAACCGACAAUAAACACACCAGUUUACUAGUGAAUCCAAUUCUGACACAAACAAACUUCCAACUAUUCUUGUCCAGGAGCUCAAGGAAAACUCACUGCAUAGGCCUACUUUAUGCGCAUCCGAAAACCCCUGCAAGUACUGUUGCAGUUUAAAAUGCUAAAGGAGAAAUGGAAGCGGGCUUGGGCAUGGAUAAACCAGGUGGAAGAUUACUCUCCAGAUGUAUUCGUCAAGAGCCAGUGGCAGUUGGGAGAGACAAGCACCAUUUACCUAAUCUACCGGUGGAUGCUGGCAGGCACCUUCGUGUGCGGCCUGUUCGCAUCGGUGCUGGACCUGGGCCGCGACCCGGUGCCUGGGGCGGCAGCCCGUGCAGCACCUGCUCCCUCGCACGACAUCCAACACUACUUCAAGUGGCCCAUCUACCUCACCAACUGGGGCUACACCGCCUGCACAGUGCAGGCAAUCAUGGCCACUGCGCAUGUCACAAAACACUAUGCCAGGAUGCGAAUCAAUCCUGGUGCUGGAAUGGAGAAAAUGAAAACCAGCUACAAGCUCUACUGGGUUAUACAUUCAGUGGCAGUUAUUUGCUCAGUUGUCAUCACCACAAUAUACUGGUCAGCAGUAUAUAGACCAGGUAAAACCGACUCGAUAGACGUAGUGAACCUGACCGUGCAUGUGUUCAACUCAGUGCUAAUGGUGCUCGACUUGUGGGUGGUGGCCCAUCCUUUCAAACUGUUCCACUUCUACUGGGCGUUCAUUCUCGGAGCCGUCUAUUCUGUAUUCAGCUACAUAUACUUCCUUGCUGGAGGUACAAACAGGAGAGGCAAUCCUUUCAUCUACUUGAUAUUAAAUUGGCGGCGACCAGUGAAUGCGUUAUUAGCAAUCAGCUGUACAGUAUUAUUUGAAGCUCUGGUGACAGUGAUAGCAUGGAUGAUGUUCAUUGUGAGGAGAAGACUGGCCAACCUGUUUCACCGUAAAAUGGCAGCUCGUCGAAUGGCCAACUCAGGUCAGGCCACUGAUCAAGGCCCAAGAAUAGUCUGAAAUGCCCUAUCUAGUAUUAUUGGGCACAAAUCGAAUAUUCGAAAAUCCUAGAAAUUAACGAACGGUACCUCGCUCUAUUGUAGUAGUCACAUUUUGCACAACGAAUGUGUAUCCUGCCUGUGAUUUUGGUGUGCGGUGAUAAAAAAACUGACUUGUAAGUGAAAAAGAGGUUAAUGAUGAUGUCAAUAAAAAUAAAUAGAUAUGAAUGAGAUACACUCGUGUGUAUUAAAUUGUGAGGGGUUGUAAAUUGUAUAUUUUGUCAGGGUAGCAAGUUGAUAUUCGAACAAAUACAUUCCAUAAAAACGUUUUUGUUGAUAUGAUGAUUGUUUGAGAUUUUAUAGUAUUUUCAAAUGCGAUAUUGUGAAAUAUAUCCAUUCACCCAGACAAAAUAUUGUCAAAACCAAAUUAAUUUUCUAGAACAGCUAGUCACGUUGCUGGAGUCGCAAGUCCCAUUAAGAUAAUAGUAAAUCUGGUCUUGUUUAUAAUAAUAUAAUUAUUUAUAUGAAUUGUAAAAUUUAUUUAAAAGAAUUUCAUGUGGUGAAAACAAAUAAAUUAGACUUUAUAGAUGAAACAUGAUAUUUUUAGUUCUAAACUUGCAGUAUAAUAAACUAUAGUAAUAUUACUCAAGUUGAGCUUGGAGAAUAGGUUUAAUGGUAACCAGAUAUUCAUACAUUUUUGUAUCUGAUCAUGAUUUUAGUAUAGAGAGAUAGAGAGGUCUAAAUAUAUUUUAUUGUUCCUAACAAGAAAGUUUGUUUAGAGAAUGACGAUGGAAAAAGAUUCAGCUUCAACUUACAAUAUGAUGAAAUAUGAAAAAUAAAAAAGAUGUUAUGUUACUUUAAUAAUAAUAUUAUUCUUCAACUGUCUAUAGUUACUGCUUAGGAAGAACAUACUGUGAUGUAGAUAAUAAGGAAGCUUUUCAAGAUACUUAUAGUCCAAGAACACAGCCUGCGUUUAAAUGGAUAGAAUACCAUAAUUUAUUAUGCUAUGUAUGUACUGACAAUAAAUAAUAGUUCAAUUUAUUUCAUUUUAGAUUAAAAUUACCAUUCAUUGUU
Molecule: messenger RNA, 2189 nt
Organism: Nilaparvata lugens (brown planthopper)
Lineage: Eukaryota; Metazoa; Arthropoda; Insecta; Hemiptera; Delphacidae
Product: protein rolling stone
Exons: 7
Coding region: 211-1137 (308 amino acids)
Cellular component (GO): membrane
Source: RefSeq, a predicted model, not a curated record